AUGAAGAUUGAUUGCGUAAGAAAUGUUUUGAUACAAGUUUUCGAAAAACUGGGAGAAAAAGUUGCCAGAUAUCCUUUAUAUUUUGUGUUACUUCCUAUAUUAAUUACGGCUUCUGUUUCUUUUGGUAUUUCAAAAUUGUCGUUAAACGAAAAUCUCCAAGAGUUAGUUGUAGCAGAUAGAGGAAGGGUCUACUACACCAAAUUACUUGUAGAGAAGAUGUUUCCAUUCAACACUUCUGUACAUUUCGAUACGUUACGGACCCCUAAUCCACCUGAAGCGUUCAUAAUGUUCAUCGUUAAAAAAAAUUUUGGCAACAUGUUGAAUGAUAAAGUAACGAAAGAAAUUAAAAAAUUAAAUGAUAUUCUGAAAAAUACUCCCGUAACAGCGAAAGAAGACACAAUCAAGUACUCCGAUGUUUGUGGAAUAGUUCAAGAAAAAUGUUUCGAAAAUCCAAUUUCGAAAUUGAUUAUGAACAACGUAACCGCCAAAAAAUGGAAGAUUAAAUAUCCUGUAGAUAUUGAUUUGAUGACUUUGUCUUAUAAUAUAUAUGGAACUAAUUUAGGAGGUGUUCACACCGAUAAAGAUGGGUUCGUAAAAGCAGCACACGCAAUAAGAUUGCUUUAUCCGUUAGAUACUAGCAGGAAAUGGAAACACCACUGGAUGAGUCUAUGGCUGAGAGAAAUGCGAAAAGAGAUCGAUAAAUUCCAUUUCGAACAUAUUAAAAUAUUUCAGGAUCCAUUAAAAUCAGUUGAAGAUGAUGCCAAAGUAUUAUUUGAAACUUUAAAACCAAUGAUAGGGGCGGUUGUCGGUUUCAUUUCCAUCUUCUCAAUAAUAAGUUGUAUGAGUUUAAAUUUCGUGAGAAGCAAACCUUGGCUUGGUGUGGCAAGUGUGGGUUCCGCCGGAUUGGCAAUAGCAACAGCGUUUGGUUUAAUGGGGAUAUGCAAGAUACAAGGGUCAUAUUGGAAUAUCUCCAUUCCGUUUUUUGUCAUAGUGACAGAGAUAGACGACGCUUUCGUGUUGAUUGCGUGUUGGAGAAUGACAGAUCCCUCGACAAAUGUGGAAAGACGAAUGAAAGAAACUUAUCGAAAAGCAGGAAUUUCCAUUACAUUGACUUCUCUUACGAAUUUUCUUGCAUAUUGUAUUGGAAUGACGACCGAGUUUCCUCUCGUGAGAAUGUUCUCUUACUAUUCUGCUACUUCUAUAUUUUUCACGUAUGCUUACCAGAUAACCUUUUUCGGUGGUUGUAUGGCAUUAAGCGGAUAUAGAGAAGGGAAAGGACUCAAUCCAAUUACAUUUCGGCAUCCAGAUUCUAAAACAUUCGCUUCUCAACUAAAACAUCAACAAGACGAAGAAUUCUUCAUGAAGAUAUUCAGAAAGCAUUUAGGAAAACUUUUCUCUUAUUCACUUGUAAAAAUUGUCAUUGUAGUUGUCUACUUUAUUAAUUUGGGUGUAAGCGUAUGGGGAACACUAUCGAUUAGACAAGGACUCGAUUGGCAUAAACUUUAUCCAAAUGUUUCUACCAUUUCAGAAAGCACCCGAAUCAUGUAUAAAUAUUUCGGUGAAUAUGCUUUUCCUAUUCAUAUAAUUAUUAACCAAACAGUCGAUUAUUCUGAUAAGAAUGUACAACAGAAAAUUGACACCAUGAUGAGGAAUUUCGAAUCUCAUCCCCAAAUCGGCAAUUCACAUUCUAAAACAUUCGCUUCUCAAUUGAAACACCAACAAGACGAAGAAUUCUUUAUGAAGAUAUUCAGAAAGCAUUUUGGCAAACUGUUUUCUUAUUCACUUGUAAACAUUGUCAUUGUAGUUGUCUACUUUAUUAAUUUGGGUGUAAGCGUGUGGGGAACGCUAUCGAUUAGACAAGGACUCGAUUGGCAUAAACUUUAUCCAAAUGAUUCUACCAUUUCAGAGAGCACCCGAAUCAUGUAUAAAUAUUUCGGUGAAUAUGCUUUUCCUGUUCAUAUAAUUAUUAACCAAACAGUCGAUUAUUCCGAUAAGAACGUACAACAGAAAAUUGACACCAUGAUGAGGAAUUUCGAAUCUCAUCCCCAAAUCGGCGAUUCACGUACAACCGUUUCUUGGUUGAAAUAUUACAAAGAAUUUCAGGAACAUCCCGUUUCGAAAUAUUCCUUAGGGGGAUACAACUUGUCUAAUAAAAAGGAUUUUUUAGAAGGGCUUCGAGAUAUUUUUCUGAGAUUAAAAGGUGCCGAUGAAUUUUCAAAUGAUAUAGUUUUUAAUGAAGACCAAUCUGAUAUACUUUUAAGUCGAUUUUUGGUUGUGGCUAAAAAUGUGAUGGAUAGAGAAUCGGAGAUGAAUUUAGUACGUGGUGUGAUGAAUAUUGUGGACAAGGCACCGUUCGACGUUUUGAUUCACUCUCUGUUCUCAGAUUUAAUUGAACAGGGAAUUAUUAUUAAAGCUAUUGUUAUUCAGUUAUUUUGGGUAACAAUGUUGUUAAUUCUUAUAAUAUUUUUUUUGUUCGUUCCAAAUAUGUUUUGCGCCGUAUUGGUAGCAAUAUCUGUCGUUUCUACAAUAAUCGAGACUCUGGGAUUUAUGAGUUUAUGGGAAGUGAAUCUGGAUAUAUUUUCUAUGAUGAGCUUGAUUUUGUGCGUUGGGUUUUGUGUGAAUUUUCCUGCGCAUAUAACGCAUGCUUUUGUAAUGUCGUCAUCCGAGGAUCCGAAUGAAAAGCUGAAAGAUGCCUUAUAUGAAAUAGGUUAUCCAAUUCUUCAAGGAUCGUUGUCAAACAAAAAAUUUGAACAAUUUUAUUGGCUAAAUAAGUUUGAGGUGACUGAUUCUGCUAUGCUCGUUAUUGUUAAUCAUUUGGAUAAAUUGGCUUGUGACUUAAAUGACAGAUUUAUAGAUUUAAAAGAAAUUGCUUUUCCACCUUGGAUAACUCAACUGAUGUUGGUAGAUAUAACUGAUGUGGCUAUGCAGUAA
Molecule: messenger RNA, 2931 nt
Organism: Centruroides sculpturatus (bark scorpion)
Lineage: Eukaryota; Metazoa; Arthropoda; Arachnida; Scorpiones; Buthidae
Product: patched domain-containing protein 3-like
Exons: 5
Coding region: 1-2931 (976 amino acids)
Biological process (GO): molting cycle, collagen and cuticulin-based cuticle; endocytosis
Cellular component (GO): plasma membrane; cytoplasmic vesicle membrane
Source: RefSeq, a predicted model, not a curated record